Leptosia nina is the source of this 1713-nucleotide messenger RNA. The record is from the annotation of a GenBank genome assembly. NCBI's taxonomy places the organism in Eukaryota, Metazoa, Arthropoda, Insecta, Lepidoptera, Pieridae.
AUGGCCGGUGAAUCUAGUGCAAUUAGUAGAAAUAGUUCUUUUGAUAAACCACCGGAGACGCUUUUUAUUAAAACGGAGACAGAGUUCGUCGGGCGAGGGAAUACAGCUUAUGUGGAUAGACACAGACGAAGUAGGAGUCGGAGCGGGUCCAGAAAGAUUCCUUUGAGCGUGGCCGAUGAUAGUUUUUACAAGGAUUUAGAGGAUUACGUGAAAGAGAUGUCGACGUCGCGGGACACGACUAUGGAGGCGGAGGAUGUGUGGAGUCAACUGCAGCAAAAGGAGUCUGAUCUUCUCUUAGCAGCGGAGUUGGGGAAAGCUCUCCUCGAUAAGAACGAGGAAUUGAAGAAGGAGCAAGAGAAGGCAGCUGAGGAGUUCUCCAAAAAACUCGAGGAGUUGGAGCAAGAAAAACACCUAUUACGGCGACGACUGGACACCAACCAGGGGGAGUAUGAAGCAAGAAUAAUUGAACUUCAAAAUGAUAUUAAGGAACUAAGCGCAAAGAUUGACUCCAAGGAUAAUUCUGUGAAACAGCGCGAUGAAGAGAAAGCCAAUCUGAUAGCUGAAUUAACAGCACAGAACUCACGACUUACUGCGCAGCUAAAAGAGUCAUCUGCUACAGAAGCUCAGUUGCUAGCCCAGCUAGAUGGACUUAAAGAUCAAUGCUCUAUACGGAUGACUAGCUUGAAGGACCAUGUAUCAAGCUUGGAAUCACUAAAAUCGGAACUGGCGCUAGUGACUGACAAGAAGCUCGAUCUUGAAAGAAGACUUACGAGCUCUUUAAGAGACAAAGACAAUUUGUCCCAACAGCUUGAGGAAGCUAACGAUAGGAUUACUGCACUCGAGAGGCAACUCAAAGAACAGGAGCACCUCUACCAAAAUACCUUGAAAGAGUUGGAGCGUCUGCAACGCUCACAUGACACGCUUGCAGAAAGAAUCGGAGCACCCGAGUCUGUUGAAACCACUAAAAUCGCCAGGUCUCUCCAAUCAGAGAUGGAGACAGAACCAGACGACCAGGAUGACGGUUGGCUUCGUGCUGAAGCGGUGCAAGUUUUCAAGCAGUUACGGUCACUGGCUCUUCAGCUCAAUACUGGGCAUGAUGACGACUCAGGGCUCCAUUCUGACCUAUCCAUAUCUUCUCUCGAUGGAGACGAAGGUGAGACGCUGCGCCGCGGUGCACUGGCCGCCGCCUGCGCAGAUGCCGUCGCUGCCUAUGCCACUCUAGAAGGUUCGAGGGUGCGCGACUCGAUAGCUGCGCAUGCGCGCCGUGCCAUGGAGAGAGAAAGGCAGAUCGACGAGAAAAAUGAGAUCAUCGCUGAUCUGUCAUCUAAGCUUUCUGUAGCAGAGGUGGAACUGCGCGCUGCGGCAGAAGAACGUGAUAAAUUACUUAACGACGCCAACUACAGUAGUCUGCAAAACGACGAAGCGGUAUCACGUGCUAGACAAGAGAGAGACGAAGCUAUAGAGAGAAAGAAGGCGACUGAGGUGUCCCUUGCAAAGACUCGAGUCGAGUUGAUGCAGGCCAACAGUCAACUCUAUGAAGCUGUAAGACAAAAGAUUGACCUGGGACAACAAUUGGAACAGUGGCAGAUGGAUAUGCAAGAGCUGAUAGAUGAACAGAUGAAACACAAGCUGACGUCCGAGAAGCGACGCAAGAUCCCUCAACCCGUCGCCCCGACGCGUACUUCGCGAAUCCUUGGAUUUUUUCACCGGUGA